Molecule: messenger RNA, 402 nt
Organism: Eruca vesicaria subsp. sativa (arugula)
Lineage: Eukaryota; Viridiplantae; Streptophyta; Magnoliopsida; Brassicales; Brassicaceae
Source: the annotation of a GenBank genome assembly
AUGGAUAUUCCAAAACGAUUGCUAUCACUUUUCAUAUUGAUUAUCUUUAUAACUACAGAUAUAUCACAUGCCAAAACGGUAAAAAUCUUCAACGAUCUUGGUUAUACACUUCAGUUUCACUGUAAAUCGAAGGACAUUGAUUUAGGUCACCAGAGUUUGAUACCCGGUGGGAUGUGGUCAUUUCAUUUUGAGCGUAAUUUCUUCGGAAGGUCAUUGUUUUUCUGUUCCUUUGAUUUGCCAUAUGGAAGACGUUGGUUCGACAUAUAUGAAGAGCCCCGGGAUACUUCUAUCGUGCCAACUGGGGUGAAGGAUGGUGAGUGGAGGAUAACACCAAGUGGACCUUGUAUGUAUGACGAGUAUCGUAAGCAGCUUAAGGAAUGUUUACCUUGGAACAAUAAUUAG